Megalobrama amblycephala (Wuchang bream) is the source of this 1498-nucleotide messenger RNA. It is a transcript of the gene cfap36, whose product is annotated as cilia and flagella associated protein 36. Gene Ontology annotation, cellular component: ciliary base; axoneme. The transcript has 10 exons. Bases 151 to 1194 code for a protein of 347 amino acids. The record is from RefSeq and is a predicted model, not a curated record. Lineage: Eukaryota; Metazoa; Chordata; Actinopteri; Cypriniformes; Xenocyprididae.
CAGUGACGCCAUCGGUUGCUAUGGUCGCAGAUUAUGUUGCACAUCACAUCCGGGGUGCUCGCGUUUGUUUCUAACACAGUCUCUUGACGGGCGCGCUCUGAUGUGUCCAGCAUGUCCCGGGUGAUGUGAGCGCGAGCGCGAGCGCGGAUCAUGGCGGAUGACAGCGAGUGGGUGCUGGAGAGCGUCGCGGGGUUCCUGAGCAGCCCGGACUGGCUCAUCCCACUGGCCGAAUUCAUGGAGAACAAAUGCUCAGUGUUCGAUGAUGAGGACGAGAACAAGCUGACCUACACGGAGAUCCAUCAGCAGUACAAGCAGCUGGUGGAGCGGCUGCUGGAGAACCACAUGCAGGAGGUGGGCAUCAGUGAGCAGCAGUUCCUGCGCGCCUGCGCGUCCUUCAGCAGCUCCAGAACUCUGCAGGCAGUUUUCCAGCCAGUUCUUGCUACAGAUGAUUUUCAGAUGUUCCGCUCUCUGAUGGUCCAGAAGAACAUGGAGCUUCAGCUGCAGGCUCUGCAUGUCAUCAAGGAGAGAAACGGCGGGCUGCCCGAGUGUCUGACCAACGGUGUGGACGUCAUGAAUGAACUCGAGCAGCAGGAAAUGAAGAUUCUUCAGGAGGUUCUCAGGAGGUCGAAGGAGGAGUACGAUCUGGAGAUGAUGGCUCACCGGACACAGGAGAAGGAGGAGCCGGCCUCCACGUCCAGCAGUCUGUCGGACACUCCUCCGGGAAACACGUGUGAGCCUCAGAUGGCCUGUGACUCCGGGACACGGAAAACCAGCGCAACCAACGGCGUGACAGAAGCUACAGAGCUGAAGUUAAAGCAGUCUGAGUCUGCAGCCGUCAAGAGUUCAGCCACAGCGUCACGUAAAGCCCUUCCUGCUGUGAGGGCACCGGUCAAGGGUUCAGUGUCUGCCAAUCACAAGAGUCCAGAGAGACGGAGAGACGAGGACACACAGAGAGACUCCAAACCGCUCGCGGAUGAGGUGGCGUUACAGCAGCGCUCAGAGUAUCUGAAGCAGCAGAGAGACAAACUCCAGGCCCUGAAGAGAGAUCAGACGCUGAAGAGCCCCGCUGACGCUCCUCCUGCGGCCCCGGAGCCCAGAGCCUCCUCACAGGAAAUCUCUGUCGAGGAGAAGAAGAAGUUGCAGAAACGAAAACACCUGGCAGAGAAACUCAAAGAGGAAGUCAUCAAGAAAUAAAGCUCAAAACGGACUGUAAAGACGCGGAUCACUUUUGUAUAUUAUUUCAUUUAUAUUUUUGUAUGUACCUGUAGCUCUGUUAGAUGUGAUCUCAUGUUACUUUAUAUGAACAGACUCGUGACGUCGCUCAAUCUGGCAUGAUCCGUUUAUUACUGCUGAUGUUUAAAUCUUUACUUGCUGAAAUAUUGUUAUGCAUUACAGAAACACUCACAUACUCUUAAGCAUAUGCUCAUAUUUCUCUGUUAUUAUACGAUCUGUGGACAGAUGUUUAUGAAAUGACCCAAUAAAGUAUCAUUUUUAGUCA